AUGGUAAUGAACUUGUCCCCUGAUGGAGCAUCAUUCUUGAUUCCUUACGCUGCCCUUGUGGACCAGAGUGGCAGGUAUUUGUCUGAAACGCUGAGAAUUCGAUUGGCUCCAUCUGUGACCAGCUUAAUGCUGCUGGCAGAGUGUCCAGAGGACCGCCAUGGCACAUCUGGUGUACUGCUUGUUGGUGAUCCAUGGGUGGAAACUGUUCGCUUAGGCCGCAAAAGGUUUGGACAGCUCCCUUGGGCCGAGAAAGAGGUGAAAAUGCUUGAAAAAAUGCUAAACGUUCAGUCUCUAACAGGAAAGAACGCUACCAAGGAACGAGUAUUAAGUAGACUCGAGUCAGUUUCCUUAGUGCACAUUGCAGCUCAUGGUCGUUCAGAAACCGGUGAGAUUCUUUUGUCUCCUAAUCAUGGUAGUCCCGAAAAACCCAAAGAGCAGGACUUUCUCUUGACAAUGGAAGAUGUGCUGAAGGCAAAGCUGCGUGCUAAGCUUGUUGUCUUAAGCUGCUGUCACACUGGGAAAGGGAAGAUCUGUGCUGAAGGAGUUGUGGGUAUUGCACGUGCUUUUCUGGGGGCCGGUGCCCGUUCUGUUAUUGCGUCAUUGUGGGCAAUCGAAGACAAAGCCACUAUGGAGUUUAUGAGAAACUUCUACGAACAUUUGAUUGCAGGCCAUAGCGCAAGUAAGUCUCUCAAUCAAGCCAUGAAAUUGAUGCGGGAGUCUGGUGAAUUCAAUGAAGUGAGGCAAUGGGCGCCGUUCGUGCUGAUUGGUGAUGACGUGACAUUUGAUUUCUCAUUAUUGACCAAUGAAGGUAAGAUUGUCACACCGAGUUGA
Messenger RNA from Porites evermanni, 831 nucleotides. The record is from the annotation of a GenBank genome assembly. Lineage: Eukaryota; Metazoa; Cnidaria; Anthozoa; Scleractinia; Poritidae.